This is a messenger RNA of Fopius arisanus, 1287 nucleotides long. It is a transcript of the gene SrpRbeta, whose product is annotated as signal recognition particle receptor beta. The transcript has 4 exons. Bases 95 to 832 code for a protein of 245 amino acids. The record is from RefSeq and is a predicted model, not a curated record. NCBI's taxonomy places the organism in Eukaryota, Metazoa, Arthropoda, Insecta, Hymenoptera, Braconidae.
UCAAUCCACUUUGCUACGUAAGUCCUUAACACUGAGACCACAUGUUGACCAUCUGGAGUAGUAAAUAACAAUUGUGGCAAUAAAUAAUUAAAUUAUGGAAAAACGAGCUGAGCCAUUACUAAAGGAUGAUGAGAUGCCACAGCUCUUUGGGAUUAUUGUGGCGAUAUUUAUUAUCAUUUUGACAAUCGUUCUAUUCAUUGUAUGGCAGAGAAAAAAAUCGGUUGGUCGUAGUGUUCUCAUCACCGGUCUCUGUGAUGCUGGAAAAACAUUACUUUACGCACGAUUGGUUCAUUUGCGAUUCAUCGAGACGUACACAUCUGCAAAAGAAAAUAUUGGAGACAUCGAAAUUAAAGAGAAUGCUCUACGAAUUGUAGACAUCCCGGGUCACGAGCGACUGAGAUACAAAUUCUUCGAUAAAUACAAGUCAUCAGUCCGAGGUCUGAUCUACGUAAUCGACUCUGUGACCUUUCAAAAAGACAUUCGUGACGUGGCAGAGUUUUUCUACACUUUGCUGUGCGACUCAGCAGUGAGAAAGUCCCUUCCAAUUCUGGUCCUCUGCAACAAGCAAGACCAGACACUAGCUAAAAGCAGUACUGUCAUCCGAAAUCUCCUCGAGAAGGAAUUAAAUCUCGUUCGUUUGACCAAGUCCAGUCAGCUGGAGGCGACCGACGCCUCCUCCAACAACACAUUCCUAGGAAAAGAGGGCAAAGACUUCCAAUUCGACGACUUGAACCUGAACCUCGAGUUCGCCGAGUGCAGUGCCUUCAGCAAAGACUCAGAAACCUCCGCCGAUAUUGAACAACUCCAGGACUGGCUCGAGAGGAUCGCUUGAAGACUUUAAAACAUUUGUUGUUUAUUUCUCAUUUUCUCAGUGUUCCCACACUAAUUUCAACUCAUUGGGAAAAUCGCGUAUGUUAAGCAAAAGGUCGUAUAGACUCUUUUUUGUAUUUUUCACGCAAAAUUUAUCUCAAAACGAAAAACUUACUAUUAUUUGAGUGAAUAGUUGAAUUGAAACUAUUUUUUUUUUCAACUCAAUUUUACGUUAUAAACAAAUUCUAAGAGAAGGCUGUAUCCUUACGUUUUUCGAUCCUCGAACAUUAAUUUUCCAAAACUUUUUUGUUUAAUUUCAUUAUCAAAUCGUGGGUAGAAUUAAGAAAGUGAUUCCUGGGAGUGACGUUCAGAAGAAAAAAGUAAAUAUAAUAUAAAUAUAAUUUUCCAUAUACGACCUUUUUUAAUAAAUGCGAAGUCAUGAUCUCCAGUUCUGAAUAAAAAUAUUCUACUUUUGAA